CACAUAGCAGGGAUGAUGAGAAAGUCACAAUCAAUGUUUUUUUUCCCAUCUGGCGAGAUUCACACUGCUGAAAUCUCGAGGGAAGUGCGGGUGGACAAACUUGUUGCUGAUGCUUGUCAGAUAUAUAUUGGGACAUUGUCCUACUCCUGUCAGGGCAGAUUUGGGUGAGAUAAUAAUACAUGCGAAGAGUAUCGGAUCGUACAACAUCGAGGAUGGUGACUCCAUCAAUUCUAAAGUUUAUGUGUCUCGGCAACGAAAGCCAGUCAUUUAUCUAUACUCGCUCUCCGAUAUCGAUGUUUCCUUUAAGCUCACCCUCGUUCCUGAAUGGAGCCUCUCUGUCGUCUAUCCCACCGUUACCACAGAAGACCAUGGACAGCGUUUAGAAUGGAAUGUCCACACCUAUCAAGAUGGAAAAUACAUUGCCCUCCGAUUUGUCCCUCAAGCGGCAUUCGAACGCGCCGCUUCUUUAAGCAUUUCUCCGCAGCCUGACGUCGUGACUCGCGUUUCAAAGGUAUCUGUAAGAAGCACCUAGCAAAUUGGGCUAAUGCACGAAUGCAAGCAGAGAAAGACGUUGCAUGGCGGGUGGGUGUAGUUGGAAUUGAUCCUGUAAGAGCUGGUGAUGUGACUUUGAUCAGGGUGUUGGAAUGGGGUGGAACGGAGGAUG
Molecule: messenger RNA, 664 nt
Organism: Suillus subalutaceus
Lineage: Eukaryota; Fungi; Basidiomycota; Agaricomycetes; Boletales; Suillaceae
Exons: 1
Coding region: 110-532 (140 amino acids)
Source: RefSeq, a predicted model, not a curated record